AUGCGGGAGCAGCCCUGGCUCCUGCGCCCACCGGCCUGCAAUGCGGGAGCAGCCCUGGCUCCUGCGCCCACCGGCCUGCAAUGCGGGAGCAGCCCUGGCUCUGGCUCCUGCGCCCACCGGCCUGCAAUGCGGGAGCAGCCCUGGCUCCUGCGCCCACCGGCCUGCAAUGCGGGAGCAGCCCUGGCUCCUGCGCCCACCGGCCUGCAAUGCGGGAGCAGCCCUGGCUCUGGCUCCUGCGCCCACCGGCCUGCAAUGCAGGAGCAGCCCCGGCCUGCAAUGCGGGAGCAGCCCUGGCUCCUGCGCACACCGGCCUGCAAUGCAGGAGCAGCCCUGGCUCUGGCUCCUGCGCCCACCCACCGGCCUGCAAUGCGGGAGCAGCCCUGGCUCUGGCUCCUGCGCCCACCCACCGGCCUGCAAUGCGGGAGCAGCCCUGGCUCUGGCUCCUGCGCCCACCCACCGGCCUGCAAUGCGGGAGCAGCCCUGGCUCCUGCGCACACCGGCCUGCAAUGCAGGAGCAGCCCUGGCUCUGGCUCCUGCGCCCACCCACCGGCCUGCAAUGCGGGAGCAGCCCUGGCUCUGAAUCCUGCGCCCACCGGCCUGCAAUGCGGGAGCAGCCCUGGCUCUGGCUCCUGCGCCCACCCACCGGCCUGCAAUGCGGGAGCAGCCCUGGCCCCUGCGCCCACCGGCCUGCAAUGCGGGAGCAGCCCUGGCUCUGGCUCCUGCGCCCACCGGCCUGCAAUGCGGGAGCAGCCCUGGCUCUGGCUCCUGCGCCCACCGGCCUGCAAUGCGGGAGCAGCCCUGGCUCUGGCUCCUGCGCCCACCGGCCUGCAAUGCGGGAGCAGCCCCGGCCUCUGCGCCCACCGGCCUGCAAUGCGGGAGCAGCCCUGGCUCUGGCUCCUGCGCCCACCGGCCUGCAAUGCGGGAGCAGCCCUGGCUCUGGCUCCUGCGCCCACCGGCCUGCAAUACGGGAGCAGCCCCGGCCUCUGCGCCCACCGGCCUGCAAUGCGGGAGCAGCCCUGGCUCUGGCUCCUGCGCCCACCGGCCUGCAAUGCGGGAGCAGCCCCGGCCUCUGCGCCCACCGGCCUGCAAUGCGGGAGCAGCCCUGGCUCCUGCGCCCACCGGCCUGCAAUGCGGGAGCAGCCCUGGCUCCUGCGCCCACCGGCCUGCAAUGCGGGAGCAGCCCUGGCUCCUGCGCCCACCGGCCUGCAAUGCGGGAGCAGCCCUGGCUCUGGCUCCUGCGCCCACCGGCCUGCAAUGCAGGAGCAGCCCCGGCUCCUGCGCCCACCGGCCUGCAAUGCGGGAGCAGCCCUGGCUCCUGCGCACACCGGCCUGCAAUGCGGGAGCAGCCCUGGCUCCUGCGCCCACCCACCGGCCUGCAAUGCGGGAGCAGCACUGGCUCUGGCUCCUGCGCCCACCCACCGGCCUGCAAUGCGGGAGCAGCCCUGGCUCUGGCUCUGGCUCCUGCGCCCACCGGCCUGCAAUGCGGGAGCAGCCCCGGCCUCUGCGCCCACCGGCCUGCAAUGCGGGAGCAGCCCUGGCUCUGGCUCCUGCGCCCACCGGCCUGCAAUACGGGAGCAGCCCCGGCCUCUGCGCCCACCGGCCUGCAAUGCGGGAGCAGCCCUGGCUCUGGCUCCUGCGCCCACCGGCCUGCAAUGCGGGAGCAGCCCCGGCCUCUGCGCCCACCGGCCUGCAAUGCGGGAGCAGCCCCGGCCUCUGUGCCCACCGGCCUGUAAUGCGGGAGCAGCCUCGGCCCCUGCGCCCACCGGCCUGCAAUGCGGGAGCAGCCCUGGCUCUGGCUCCUGCGCCCACCGGCCUGCAAUGCGGGAGCAGCCCUGGCCCCUGCGCCCACCGGCAUGCAAUGCGGGAGCACUCCUGGCUCUGGCUCCUGCGCCCACCCACCGGCCUGCAAUGCGGGAGCAGCCCCGGCCUCUGCGCCCACCGGCCUGCAAUGCGGGAGCUGCCUGGGCCACAGCCGUCAGCUUGGAAACAGGCCACUCCUGCGGUGCGCGACGGAAGAAGGAUUUGCGUUGCAUUAUUUAA
Messenger RNA from Bacillus rossius redtenbacheri, 2040 nucleotides. RefSeq names its product MAGE-like protein 2. NCBI's taxonomy places the organism in Eukaryota, Metazoa, Arthropoda, Insecta, Phasmatodea, Bacillidae. The coding region runs from base 1 to 2040 and encodes 679 amino acids. The record is from RefSeq and is a predicted model, not a curated record. The transcript has a single exon.